Messenger RNA from Monopterus albus (swamp eel), 618 nucleotides. RefSeq names its product mitochondrial contact site and cristae organizing system subunit 10 (gene micos10). Gene Ontology annotation, cellular component: mitochondrion; MICOS complex; mitochondrial inner membrane. NCBI's taxonomy places the organism in Eukaryota, Metazoa, Chordata, Actinopteri, Synbranchiformes, Synbranchidae. The coding region runs from base 227 to 469 and encodes 80 amino acids. The transcript has 4 exons. The record is from RefSeq and is a predicted model, not a curated record.
GUAUUAGACUGCAUUACUUUUAACUAGGUGUAUCUAAUUAACUACCACUUGAAUGCAUAAUGACUACGGAGAUGAAAUAGUUUUUAGGCUAUACCAUAGUUUUCCGCAUGAUGGCGACAUUAAUAGUUUUUUUUUUUUGCUUCAAGUCGUAUUAAUUGCAUAUUUCCGACGCCACGUGAACACAGCACCAGAGCUACAUUUGACACUUCUAACCUGAUACUAGCUAAUGCUAAUAUUCAGCAUGUCUGAGAAGGAGCUUGGGAGAAAGUGGGACCGAUGCCUGGCAGAUGGUGCUAUUAAACUCGGCACUGGACUAGGGUUAGGAGUCGUGUUUUCUGUUCUGUUCUUCAAACGGCGCACAUGGCCAAUUUCAUUGGGCUCAGGAGCAGGACUUGGCAUGGCAUACGCCAACUGCCAGAAUGACUUGAGGUCACAUUAUCUGCUGCACAAGAGCAAAAAGGAGCAGUAGCUGGAAGUCAUCACAGGACUGUCUUUUUUUUUAUUUGUUCUUUUGUUUGUUUGUUUGUUUGAUGUGUCUGUGGGAAAGUCAGCUUUUGCGCCGAUCUACAGUUGGGCUCUUGUAUCCAAUGAACAAGCCUUCCCUGGUAUGGCUGAUUU